ACUUUCCUUUCCUCAACAACCAACUUCUCGACCUCGACCUGCACCCCUCUCCACCAAACUAUCACAGCAAGAACCACCAGACACGAUGGCAUCUUCUGUACUAGGAAAGCGGACUCGAAGCUCAACAAACUCUGGUAUGUCGUCGACCUCGGCUUUCUCAAGCUCCACUAAUCGCAGCUUACAGUAUCGAAACGCGUCAAAAUCUGCCACCAGCCUGAGAUCUUCAACGACGAGAACGACAACCCUUUCGUAACGAAGGUUGCACAUAACGAAACACAAGAUGGCGAGCCAAUGGAGAUUGAUGAGUCGAUACCGGCAAAGCACGGCGCUGCUGGAGGACGAAUUGUCUUUUCUGACUCGAAAUCAAAGACGCAUUUCAACGCGAAUCAGAAUGACGGCAACUCAAAGCGCAUCCAAAACCCCACGCCUCAGACUCCGCGACAUCGAGAUGCGCUGUCGAAGCAAGCUCCCGUUACUCCCAGACAUCGCGUCAUGCUCGCUGGAAAGCCAUUGACUCCUGGCACUCCACGUACGCCGAUGACACCUGGGGGAUCAAUCACUACUAUCUACAGUAAAGCACGACAACUGUUCACACGCAGCACGGAACCUGGUCGACUCGUUGGAAGGGAGUCUGAGCGAGAGGAAUUGUCGAGUUUUGUCAGGGAGUCAAUCGCCAAGACGUCAGGGGGUUGUACCUAUGUCAGUGGACCACCAGGGACUGGAAAGAGCGCUAUGGUCAACGAGGUUACAGAGUCAUUCGAAUCAUCGUCUACAGUCAAGAAGGCAUACAUCAAUUGUAUGAGCAUGAAGACUUCUAAGGACUUGCAAGGAAAUCUGCUGGAGAACCUUUGCGAGGGUAUCGAAGUCGUCGAGGUAGAUGAGAUCCAGACUUUGCAGGGAAUGUUUGUUCCGAGAAAGAAAUCGAACACGGUCUAUAUCGUUACUCUUGACGAAAUCGACCAUAUCCUUACGCUGGACCUAGAGAUUCUGUACAAGCUUUUUGAGUGGUCCCUCCAGAAAUCGUCACGCCUAGUCCUGAUCGGAAUCGCCAAUGCUCUGGACAUGACCGACCGAUUCCUUCCUCGACUCAAGGCCCGGAACUUGAAGCCCCAACUACUACCAUUCCUCCCUUACAGCGCCGCUCAGAUUAAGAUGGUCAUCGUAACUCGACUAAAGUCUCUCAUUCCAGCCGACAGUCCAACGCCAGAUUACGUCCCUUUCCUUCACCCAGCAGCUAUUGAGCUUUGCUCUCGGAAGGUUUCCAGCCAGAGUGGUGAUUUGCGCAAGGCUUUCGACAUCUGUAGGCGCGCCAUUGACCUGAUUGAGUCCGAGACCAAGCAGAAGCAUGAUCAAGCGUUGAUUGACCGGGAGUGCCCUUCUAGCCCAUCUAAAAAACCACUCGAGGAGAAUGCGAAUCUUGCUUCUCCAGCGAGACAGCAGACAACCAAACUCGUCCCAGCGAAGGCUCUGGCCAAGUCGCUGGGAGCUCUUACCGUUGAGACCGCGCCGCGAGCAUCCAUCUCGCACGUCAAUAAGAUUACCUCUUCCACUUUCGGUAACGGAGCAAAUCAGAGACUCAAGACUCUGAAUCUCCAGCAAAAGGCAGCUUUAUGCGCCUUGGUAGCGGUUGAGAAGAGUAAGCGAGAAGCAGCAGCAAACGUUAUGGCCACACCUUCCAAGUCCAAGAAUGUGGCGCCUACUAUCAAAGCAUUGUACGACAUAUAUUGCAAAUUGUGCACUCGCGAUUCGAUUCUCCACCCUCUCACCAGCACGGAAUUCAGAGACGUGAUCGGAAGCUUGGAGACCCUGUCCCUGAUCAGCGCAGUUGAUGGCCGGAACGGCUCAUUUGUAGCCUUGAACGCCGGACCCAGAAAAGGGCGGGCUCCAAAGUUCGGAGGCGGAAUUGGUAUAGGAGAUGAAAAGCGUGUUGGUAGUUGUGUUGGCGAGAAGGAGGUUGCGCAGGCUGUUGAAGGCUUAGGUGCUGGUAUAUUGAAGAGUAUUUUGCAUGGAGAGGGUCUAGACUGGUGACAUUCCUUGUGGUCUUGUGUCAGGGAGUUUUUGAUAUCCGCAUAGCGAAAUGGUGGUCAAUUGCAUUAGAGGAGCACAGCACAGCAUUGCAUGGGACGGCGUUGAAUGGUAACAUUUGUAUAGAUUGUACCAGGAUAGGUGAUAGAUUUGGCAUGCACUGCUCUCAGGCAGAAAGGAGUAAUUAUAAAUGUAUAAUUUCCGGACAAUGCUUCUCGUUUCUACUCUUUUUGAACCUUUUACGUGUCCCCCUGGCGACUUACCAUUUUCCGUUUUUGAUUGGUUUUGGCCAAUCUGAAAUGCUCUUACACUGGAGUUUACAUGCUCAUAUUCAUGAAGACGAGAUGUUGCUGCAGAGUGAUUGUUGGCACGGCUCGCACGGGUAGUGUUUGUUGACUUUCCUUCUCGCUUCCGAAAC
Molecule: messenger RNA, 2443 nt
Organism: Cadophora gregata
Lineage: Eukaryota; Fungi; Ascomycota; Leotiomycetes; Helotiales; Ploettnerulaceae
Gene: CDC6
Product: AAA ATPase, variant 2
Exons: 2
Coding region: 292-2028 (578 amino acids)
Biological process (GO): DNA replication initiation; mitotic DNA replication checkpoint signaling; cell division
Cellular component (GO): nucleus
Molecular function (GO): ATP hydrolysis activity; DNA replication origin binding
Source: RefSeq, a predicted model, not a curated record